GCCUCGUUGAGUUGAUACAUAUACAUAGAAGGAGUUUGAUAAGAAUAUUAAUAUGGACAAGUGGCUUGUCCUGUUUGUUGCCGUAGCGGCAUUGUCAAGUAUAAGCGACGCGUACAAAAUCUUAGUUAUAUUUCCGUUACCAGGCAGAAGUCAUGGUAUUCUCGGUGUUAAUGUGGUCAACCAUCUGCUGCAGGCAGGACAUGAGGUCACAUAUAUCACACCUUUUCCAGUCAAGGAUCCUCAUCCAAAUUUACAACAAUUAGAUGUUAGUGCGAACUUUGAUAUCAUGGAUGAGAAUCUUUCAGACGUGAAAAGAAUAUUAAACAAAGAAAUAGACUUUAGUAAUCCUAUGACAAUGUUUCAAUUCACAAUUGAUUUAUUUACAAAAACAGUUGAGGAUCCUAAUGUUGUAAAAGUAUUUAAUGAUACAAAUCAAAAGUUCGAUGCGGUUGUGGCCGAGUGGAUGUUUACCGACAGCUAUGCGGGGAUAGCUACUAUAUUUGAUUGUCCCUUAAUCUGGUUCUCCACUAUCGAUCCACAUUGGAUUGUACUUAGUUUAAUUGAUGAAAGUACAAAUCCAGCCUAUGUGCCCGACAGUCUCUCAAGCACGAUACCACCAUUCGAUUUCAAAGAACGAGUAACCGGACUCUUCAUACAGAUUGUAUGUUCAGCAUUCCAAUAUUUUUAUUGGGAUGGAGUUGUUGAAGAGUCAUUUAGAAACGUGAUUGGGCCAUACAUAACGCUGAGAGGAAAAGAAAUACCUUCAUUCUACGAUGUUAAUUACAAUGUAUCCCUAUUUCUAGGGAAUUCUCACGUAUCUUUAGGACAACCAAUAAGAUUACCGCAAAACUACAUACCAAUUGGAGGAUACCAUAUAGAGACAAAAGUAAAACCACUGCCAGAUGACUUGCAAAAACUGUUGGACAAUGCGAAGAAUGGCUUGAUUUACUUUAGCUUGGGAUCAAACGUGAAAAGCAAGGAUCUCCCAGAUAAUUUGAAAUAUGGAUUCUUGAAAAUUUUCAGUGAACUAAAGCACACAGUGCUAUGGAAGUUUGAGGAAGAUCUUCCGAAUUUACCUAAAAAUGUUCAUAUAGUUUCAUGGGCGCCGCAACCAAGUAUAUUAGCACAUCCAAACUGCAUACUGUUCAUCACACACGGCGGGAUGCUGUCCACAACCGAAACUGUUCAUUUUGGAAAACCCAUUAUUGGAAUUCCAGUGUUUGGUGAUCAGUUCACUAACAUCGAAAGAGCCGUGAAAAGAGGGUUUGCUAUAAAAGUAACUCUGUCUUACACAAUGUUGGACGAGUUUAAAGCAGCUAUUGAUGAAGCUCUCAGUAAUCCCAAAUACAAAAAUAAAGCGAAGGAGCUCUCAGCAAUUUACCACGAUCGUCCCAUGCCACCUGGUAAGGAGUUGGUGCACUGGGUGGAGCACGUGAUACGCACGGGAGGAGCACCGCAUCUUCGAUCCCCGGCGCUACACGUUCCGUUCUAUCAGAAAUACUAUUUAGAUCUAUUAGUACUUAUUGUAACAAUCAUUUUAGUAUUAGUACUUGCAGUAAAAUUGUUAUUGCGAGUAUUUUUAAUUAGUAAGAAAGAUUUAAAAAAGAAAAACCAAUGAUAGGUACAUGCUAUAAUUGUGAUAAUGUUAGAUGUAAUGUAGAAUAUAAAGCGA
Messenger RNA from Achroia grisella, 1672 nucleotides. RefSeq names its product UDP-glucosyltransferase 2-like. The transcript is spliced from 9 exons. Bases 53 to 1618 code for a protein of 521 amino acids. Gene Ontology annotation, molecular function: UDP-glycosyltransferase activity. The record is from RefSeq and is a predicted model, not a curated record. Lineage: Eukaryota; Metazoa; Arthropoda; Insecta; Lepidoptera; Pyralidae.